CUUUAAUGACGUAGCGAAAAAUAAUACAAAUCUCAGUGAGGUAUCGGCGGCUGGGUUUCUUGUAGGAAUGGGUAAAUUAAACUGUGCUUUUCAUCCACGGUUUCUACCAACCCUUUUAUUAUUAUUAUCCUGUAUAUUUACGCUGUCACUCGGUACGGAACUGAGUUUUGUGACGUGCGGAUCAGUCAUUAAACUGUUAAAUCUAAAGCACAAUGUGAGACUACACUCGCACGACGUACGCUACGGGUCCGGCAGCGGGCAGCAGUCUGUAACAGGGGUCACCGCAGUGGAAGACAGUAACAGCUACUGGAGCGUUCGUGGAACGAGCGACGCCUUCUGCCAUCGGGGCACCCCGGUAAAGUGCGGGCAGACAAUCCGCCUCACUCACGUCAACACAGGCCGAAACCUGCACAGCCACUACUUCGCCUCCCCGCUGUCCUCUAACCAGGAGGUGAGUGCUUUUGGCGAGGAAGGCGAAGGGGACCACCUGGAUGAGUGGACAGUUCAGUGCGGGGGAUCUGUGUGGAAACGCGAGGAGGCCGUCCGCUUCCGUCACAAGGCCACUGAUGCGCUGCUGUCUGUGACGGGGGAGCAGUACGGACGGCCGAUCCACGGUCAGAGGGAAGUUCACGCCAUGCCGAGCCCCAGCCAGCACAGCCUGUGGAAAGCCAUGGAGGGCAUCUUCAUGAAGCCCAGCGAGAGCCCCGCGGGCAGCCGGGACCACACUCACCCCCACACAGAGUUCUGAACUUUUCUUCCCUGCUUCUGUCUCCUCUCAUUUUCCUCCCUGUCUACCUCUGUAUUCCUACCUCUGUCUCUAAUUACGUCUGUACCAGCAGCCUCUAGAUGCAUCCCUGUCCCCCCUGUCUCCUGUCUCAUUUUUCUCUCUCAUCAACCUUUGACUUUCAUCUUUUAAAGAGACUGUGCCAAAGUCUGUCACGGAUCAGGGUACAAUUACUUCAUCUUAUCAAUCCAUAACCACCUCUGUGACAGUCAGUAGUGUUUUAAAAUAAGUAAUUUGGAAACACUAUUGGAUUUUCAGAGAUCCAGCAGCUACAAUCAGAGAGCGAACAUUAUUUCAAUAACAUACUUUGCCUUAACGGGUACAACAGGAUGUAUAGGUAAUAAAAAUGCAGUUUCACUGUAUAUUAUUACUUAUUAUUAUUACAGUUUGUAACACUUUACAUCCAGGAAGAGGUUUUCCUCUCAGUUGUUAUUUAUUGUAACAUAGCAACCAUCAGAAGUUACGCUACUACAUAGAAGGCGGUGCAGAUUUAACAUUGUUACACUUGUGCCUUUAUCUUGUUUUUUUGUUUUUGUUUUUUUUAAGUAGUAGGUGUUUAUAUUGUGGAGCCUUUUGGAAACAUAAGAAUUUGAUUGUGUUUUUAUGGUAUUUGUAAGAAAUACUCUACUCAAACAACGUUAAGCAGUGUUACUAUGGUUUUUUUCCCCCUUUAAGUCAGAUUCAGUGUAGCAUAUAAGUUAUCCCGCACUAACUAUUGUGAGAAAAUGAGCAGUUAUUUCUGUGGUGGUAUUUUGUGAAAUUGGAUGACGUUUAUCGUCAUAGUGCUGGAAGAAAGUGUUUCUCUGUUCACGCUGUCUGUGCAUGCAUAUGUGUUAGAUCAACUCUUUGUUUCAGAGGUUCAUAUGAACAACAAACUUGCAGUGAAUACCUCAUAUUAAAGAGAUUUUUUUUAUGCA
This is a messenger RNA of Lates calcarifer (barramundi perch), 1701 nucleotides long. It is a transcript of the gene sdf2, whose product is annotated as stromal cell-derived factor 2. The transcript has 3 exons. Lineage: Eukaryota; Metazoa; Chordata; Actinopteri; Centropomidae. The record is from RefSeq and is a predicted model, not a curated record. The coding region runs from base 68 to 748 and encodes 226 amino acids.